GUACAGGUGAUUGAACCCAGGGCCUUCACCCUGAUCUACCUCUUCAGCCUGCUGACCGACUGAUCGUCAGGAUCUCAUCAUCCUGUCCACAGUCGGUUACAACUUGAGAUCCUCCUACCUCCUACCCGGCACGAUAUGGCAUUCUGAUGGGUACAAAGCACUGAAUCAACCGCAGCAUUAAGAAACCUGAAUCCCAAUCCCGAGGAGGGCGUGGCGACAGGAGCCCGGGACGCUGGGGACGCCGUGCACGAGUCCGUGACACACUUCCGGCGCGACGCCUUCCCUCCACGCCGGGACCGGGGUGUGGGGGAGGGAGGCGGUUAGUGGGCUUUAGCGCCUUUUCCGACGGCGGUAGAUUUGAAGCGCCUGGAAGGCCUAGGCCCAGAGAAGGGGACGUUCCAGUGGCACAGAUUGAAGUUUUGGAACCAUGGGAAUAAAGGUUCAGCGUCCUCGAUGUUUUUUUGAUAUUGCCAUUAACAAUCAACCUGCUGGAAGAGUGGUCUUUGAAUUGUUUUCUGAUGUUUGCCCCAAAACAUGCGAGAACUUUCGUUGUCUUUGUACAGGAGAAAAGGGGACAGGGAAAUCAACCCAGAAGCCAUUACACUAUAAGAGUUGUCUUUUUCACAGAGUUGUUAAAGAUUUUAUGGUUCAGGGUGGUGACUUCAGUGAAGGAAAUGGACGAGGAGGAGAGUCUAUUUAUGGAGGAUUUUUUGAAGAUGAGAGUUUUGCUGUUAAACACAACAAAGAAUUUCUUUUGUCAAUGGCCAAUAGGGGGAAAGACACAAAUGGAUCACAGUUCUUCAUAACAACGAAACCAACUCCUCAUUUAGAUGGGCAUCAUGUUGUUUUUGGACAAGUGAUCUCUGGUCAAGAAGUUGUAAGAGAGAUAGAAAACCAGAAAACAGACGCAGCUAGUAAACCAUUUGCUGAGGUACGGAUACUCAGCUGUGGAGAGCUGAUCCCAAAAUCUAAAGUUAAAAAAGAAGAAAAAAAAAGGCAUAAGUCAUCCUCCUCUUCCUCCUCCUCGUCCAGUGGUUCAGAUAGCUCCAGUGACUCUCAGUCUUCUGAUUCUUCUGAUUCUGAAAGUGCUUCUGAAGAGAAAUCAAAAAAAAGAAAAAAGAAACACAGAAAAAAUUCCCGAAAACACAAGAAAGAAAAGAAGAAGAGAAAGAAAAGCAAGAAAAGUGUAUCUAGUGAAAGUGAGGCUGAAAAUCUUGAAGCACAGCCUCAGUCUACUGUCCGUCCAGAAGAGAUCCCUCCUAUACCAGAAAAUAGAUUCCUCAUGAGAAAAAGUCCUCCCAAAGCUGAUGAGAAAGAACGGAAAAACAGAGAGAGGGAACGAGAGAGAGAGUGUAAUGCACCUAACUCCCAGCCUGCUUCAUACCAGCGACGACUCUUAGUUACUAGAUCCGGCAGGAAAAUUAAAGGAAGAGGACCAAGGCGUUAUCGAACUCCUUCCAGAUCCAGAUCAAGGGAUCGUUUCCGACGUAGCGAGACUCCUCCACAUUGGAGGCAAGAGAUGCAGAGAGCGCAGCGAAUGAGGGUGUCAAGUGGUGAAAGAUGGAUCAAAGGGGAUAAGAGUGAAUUGAAUGAAAUGAAAGAAAAUCAAAGGAGCCCAAUUAGAGUAAAGGAGAGAAAAAUAACUGAUCACAGACAUGUGUCUGAAAGUCCCAAUAGAAAAAAUGAAAAGGAAAAGAAAGUUAAAGAGCAUAAAUCUGACAGCAGAGAGAGAGAAAUCAGAAGAAAUUCAGAAAAAGAAGAUAAAUAUAAUAAAAACAAAGUGAAGAAAAGGGCCAAAUCUAAAAGUAGGAGUAAGAGCAAAGAAAAAUCAAAGAGUAAGGAAAGAGAUUCAAAACACAACAGACAUGAAGAAAAGAGAUUGAGGUCAAAGAGUAAAGAAAGGGAUCAUGAGAAUGUUAAAGACAAAGAAAAGCAACCUGAUUCUAAAGGAAAAGAUCAGAAAAGGAGUAGAAGUAAAGAGAAGUCUAAGCAACUAGAAUCAAAAAGUGAUGAGCAUGAUCAUAGUAAAAGUAAAGAAAAGGAUAGACGUGCACAGUCCCGGAGUAGAGAACGUGACGUGACUAAAGGUAAACACAGUUACAAUAGCAGAACCAGAGAACGGAGCAGAAGUAGGGACCGCAGCAGAAGAGCACGAUCCAGGAGCCAUGACAGAGAUCGCAGCAGAAGCAAAGAAUACCACAGGUACAGAGAGGAGUACAGGAGAAGAGGGCGAUCACGAAGCCGAGAUAGAAGAGGGACACCGGGAAGAUCGAGGAGUAAAGAGAGGAGGAGGAGGAGGAGAGAGUCUCGGAGCUCGGAGAGAGAGGAAAGUCAGAGCAGAAACAAGGAAAAACAUAGAAGCCAGGAAAGCAGGAGCUCACACAGAAAAGAAAACUCUGAGAGUGAAAAAAGAAUGUACUCUAAAAAUCGUGAUCAUAACAGCUCAAGUAGUAACAGGGAGAAAAAGGCUGAUAGAGAUCAAAGUCCAUAUUCUAAAAUAAAGCAAAGCAGCCAAGACAGUGAGAAGUCCUCCACAUCAAAGAAUAAGGAGGAUGAGAAGGAGGAUGAGAAGACCAGAUCCUCAGUGGAAAACGAAAACCAAAAAUCAAAGGCUCAAGAAAAUGACCAUGUACAUGAUAAAAACAAAAAAUUUGAUCAUGAAUCAAGCCCUGGAACAGAUGAAGACAAAAGUGGAUGAGUGAGUUGUGUAAAUUUAUUUCCUUUCUGUCUCAAAAUUUAAGUUUUAGAGACUUGGCUGGUGAAUAUCCUUUAUGUUGUUUUCAUUGUUUUUGUUUUUUUUUUUUUGUUUUGUUUUUUUUAUGUCUCUUUUUGUUUUUGUUUUUUAAUGUGGACUUCAUUGAGUUGAUCUUUUGAUAAUCUGCAACCUGGAUAAUUUGUACUGGAUAAAUUUGUACUGCUAAAGUUUUAAUAAACUUGAAAUGAGAAAAACAUUUUGGUGUAACACUGUGUGCUGUGUUGAACUAUUUUAUGUAUACAUUUUUGUGUUGCAACGGUCAGCCAGCAGCAUCCUAAUUUGUUUAAUCAGUCAUUUGAAACAAGCAUAACUGAUGGUUGCACUUGUUAUGAAAGCUUGUGUUUCUUGCAGUUAACAUAACUAGGCACCGCUAGAGCAAAUUUUGUGUAGAUUUUGAUUGAAUUUAUAAUGCAGGCCUGUAGCAAUUUAAUUACACAGAAAUAGGGUCCUGAUAAUUUGAGAUCUUAAGUCAUCACUUUUGAUUUUAUAGUUACUUGUACUUUUAGAUGAAAAUUUAUUUAGUUAUCGAUCUUGUGUUUCAUACCUUCAUAAUAUUUUUCUAAUUUGUUUUAUUUGCAUGUCUAUAAAAAUGUUACAAGAAUUUUUUCAGUUAAUGUGCUGAUUGAACUUGAAUUGCUGUUACACAGCAUUUUAUAGGAAGAUCAGAGUGUAAUUCUCAGUUUUUGUUGGUUUUGGUCUGAAGAGUUGAAAUUACUGCUUAAUGAGAACAUUAUUUUAUUAUUUUUACUUUCUUUUCCUAAAAUAAAAAAAUUCUUAAUAAAGCAUACAACUUCUCCCAGUCCUUAAGCUAGACAGAUUCUAAAAAGUGUUAGUGUUAAUACAUUAACUUCUAAGAUUUCUCUUUUUUGGCCACCAACCUGUAUAGCAUUAAGUGUUAAUUCUGCAUGGUUUUUGUUUUUGUUUUUGUUUUUGUUUUUUGAAACUUGAAGUAUCUUUUCUCUCCUAGCUGUGAGUAUCAAAUGGCCAAAACAAGAAAAAAAGAACAAAACAA
Octodon degus (degu) is the source of this 3767-nucleotide messenger RNA. RefSeq names its product peptidylprolyl isomerase G (gene Ppig). NCBI's taxonomy places the organism in Eukaryota, Metazoa, Chordata, Mammalia, Rodentia, Octodontidae. The record is from RefSeq and is a predicted model, not a curated record. Gene Ontology annotation, cellular component: nucleus. Gene Ontology annotation, molecular function: peptidyl-prolyl cis-trans isomerase activity. Gene Ontology annotation, biological process: protein peptidyl-prolyl isomerization; protein folding.